GGCUCGGUCACGACAGGAGUACGUCACGCAAUACUGCGACUUAUAAACGGCCGACAGUCCCUGGUCUCAGCCAUCCUUCAGCAUCAUGAGGGCGACAGUGGCAGUCCUUCUCCUCUGCCUUGCGGUGUCAGCAUGCAGGUGCCAAGAAACGCCACCAGGUCCUCCUGGACCAACUGAAGGACCACAACCAACCGGACCACCUGGCCCACCGACUGGAGGACCUGAUCCAACAGGUCAACCUACUGGAGGUCCUGAACCAACUGGUCCCCCUGGCCCACCAACUGGAGGUCCUGAGCCAACAGGUCAACCCACUGGAGGUCCUGAACCAACUGGAGGGCCCCAGCCCACCGGUGAACCUCAACCUACUGGAGAACCUCAGCCUACUGGACCACCAGGGCCACCCGCAGGAGGUCCUGGCCGCUUUUGGCGCGGUGUUUUCUAAUGAAACAGCACAAAUAUCUAAUUGAAACAAGUCUUCAAUUUUGCCUACAUGAUGACCACUAAACUCUUUUCAGCUUAUUUAUAAAGUAUUCUCAUGGUACUGUUUUCAUUCGUGUUUCAUUAAAUUAGCAUUAAAAAAGUA
Molecule: messenger RNA, 583 nt
Organism: Schistocerca americana (American grasshopper)
Lineage: Eukaryota; Metazoa; Arthropoda; Insecta; Orthoptera; Acrididae
Product: proline-rich protein HaeIII subfamily 1-like
Exons: 2
Coding region: 86-442 (118 amino acids)
Source: RefSeq, a predicted model, not a curated record